Penicillium cinerascens is the source of this 618-nucleotide messenger RNA. RefSeq lists its product as uncharacterized. The record is from RefSeq and is a predicted model, not a curated record. Bases 1 to 618 code for a protein of 205 amino acids. NCBI's taxonomy places the organism in Eukaryota, Fungi, Ascomycota, Eurotiomycetes, Eurotiales, Aspergillaceae. The transcript has a single exon.
AUGCGCACCUCCAUUUUCCUCGCCGCAGCCCUUGCUACGCUCGCCAAAGCCGACGAUGCCAGCUCCACCAUCAUUGGCUACUUCAUUCCCCCCUGGUCCGCAGGCCUGCUCAGCCACGGCGGCUGGAUAAGCACCGCCGCCAGCGUCGCCGGCAUCAACGCCGAGGCCGCCACAUAUCACGUCGGCUGCGUGAAGGGCGCCCCCAAGACAGACUGCGACUACCCCACUUCGUGGACCAUCAUCCAAGGCCCCGAGACAGUCAGCUUCACGGGCAAAUAUAUCGCAUCCACCUCCGACAAGUCUACCAGCUACGAUAUCACUGUCACCCAGUCCUAUGAGUGCUCUCUGAAGUCUUCCACCGAGUCAGCUAGCUGCACUAUGAGUGCGCAAAUGAGCGGGACCUACAACGGUGGCAAGUACGAUGUUACCACCACCAGCAGUGCGACUUAUACCUCCAUGCCGAUCUCCAAUUCUUAUUAUAGGUUGACUGUCACUGGGGGACUGAGUUCGUUUACGGCUCCCGCGGCAACUAAGACCGGCGCAGCUGCCGCUGGCCCUGCGGGUGCUUUCAUUACGGCUGCUCCCAUGGUUGCUGCUGCUGUGGCUGCUCUGCUGUAA